AUGUAACAAGCCUGUUUAUGCUGCUCCCCCAAAACAAAGACUUGGUCAGCCAGAUUGGUCAUUAAGACUUGGAUGCGCGAUGAUGAAUGUUGUGUUUGUGCUUUGUGCUCUUGUAGCGCUGACAGUCGGGAUUGUGUUUGAUAAGCCUGGAGAAUGUCCGGAUGUGACGUCACAGGGUCGUGUCGUUCCACAAGUUCCCGGAUGCAAAUCGGAUUUCAACUGUCUUGCAACGGAUAAAUGCUGCAUGGGAAUGUGCCUGGUUCCCGAAUGUGAUAUGGUGGACGACCAAAUGAUUCCGUGCGAGUUUGAUCCAUGUGAAAAUGAAACAUGCUUUAUCAAGGAUGCUGUUUGCUAUUCAGAUCCGUGUAACUUCACCUGUGAGCCAGUAUGGUUGACCCCAACGGAAGACGUCACUGUCGAGUGUUUCCUUGGCGACGUUGAUGAUGACGUCAGCGAUUCAUCUGAGGACACUGAUGAAGACUCCGACUAUGACUCCGAGGAAUAUGAGGACUAUUAUGGUCAAACUGAUGUUGAUGACAACUCAGAUGAAGAAGAGACUGUUGAUAAUGAUGAAGUUGACGGGAACGGCACACAAGUUGACGCCAACAAGGGCAAUGAUAGUGACGACCCCGAUAGUGAAGAAAAUGAUAUGGAAGCAGAAAAAAGCGAAGAAAACUUUGAUAUCGACGAUAGUGACGAUGAUGACGAGGAAAAGGACAUGAAGCCAUACAGUAAAUGGGAACGUAAGAAAUGGCAAAAGCUGCAAAAGAAGGAACGAAAGGACAAGAAGAAGGCUGGGAAGGAGGGGAAAAAGAAACUCAAGCAGGAACUAAAAUAUCAGAAAAAUACGAUAAAGGUUCAACGAAAGGCCGAAAAGUUUGCAGAAAAACUGGACAAGUGGCUGGCAACAGGAAGAGAGGAUAAAUUGAUUAAAUGGGGAAACAAGUUGGAGAAAAAGGCUGAAAAGAAGUAUGAAAAGGCGAAAGGCAAGCAGAACAAAGAUAGAGGUAAUCCAAAACACAAGGUCAACGAACUGUGGGAAAAGAGGGAAGAAAUGAUUGCUAGACUUCGAUCAAUGUCACAAGAGGAACGGAAUGCGUAUUGGGGAGAACAUUUUGGACACGAGAACGGAUUCUGGUCGAGAAUGGAUCGACCGGAAGUUCCCGAAAACCACGAGAGCCAAGAAACGGACGACCAAAAUAACAGUAAGGACAGAUAUGGUUAUUGGAAGGACAAGAAGGACAAAUUCGAUAGAAAGAAAGACAAGAAAGAAAAGAAAAGGAACAAACCGCAUUGGCGCGGGAAGGGCAGACAAUGGUAAUAGCUGUGAUUUGCAAAGAAACAAUGGAUAUUUUUACGUUUUAUUUGUAGGAUGAAUUAAAGACAAAAUAACUAUCAAUGGCGAACUUAACAAGCACAUAGAAAACGAAAACAAACGGCUGAAUGGUAAAUUGAAAUUCUUAAACAAAAGAAUAUUAAUGUAAGUGUGACAAUAAAAGAUUCGCCUAUGUUCAUGUGGUUCUCUGUCAUUGUGUAGACUUGAAUUCAGGUGCUCUGUUCUUGAUAUGCAUGUUUUACAAACGGAGAAG
Molecule: messenger RNA, 1589 nt
Organism: Mya arenaria
Lineage: Eukaryota; Metazoa; Mollusca; Bivalvia; Myida; Myidae
Product: protein PIF-like
Exons: 5
Coding region: 80-1321 (413 amino acids)
Cellular component (GO): extracellular region
Molecular function (GO): peptidase inhibitor activity
Source: RefSeq, a predicted model, not a curated record